AUGUAUAUAAAAAGCUCGGUGGAAGGGAACGCGGGUUGCCACAUUGUGGCCCCCUCGGAUAUGAUGGACGGGCGCAUCCAUGCGAUCAAGGAGGCUCUGGUUGCCAACGAUCUGGGCAAUAAGGUGUCAGUCCUGAGCUACAGCGCCAAAUUUGCUUCCUGCUUCUAUGGCCCUUUCAGAGACGCGGCCUUAUCCAAGCCCGCCUUCGGGGACCGGCGGUGUUACCAGCUUCCUCCAGGAUCUCGAGGGUUGGCUUUGCGGGCAGUGGACCGGGACGUGAAGGAGGGGGCAGACAUGCUGAUGGUGAAACCUGGGAUGCCCUACCUUGACCUGGUGCGGGAAGUGAAGGACAGACAUCCCAACCACCCCCUGGCAGUCUACCACGUCUCGGGGGAGUUUGCCAUGCUGUGGCACGGGGCGCAGGCCGGGGCCUUUGACCUGAAGGCGGCAGUGAUGGAGGCCAUGACCAGCUUCAGGCGAGCAGGAGCCGAUGUCAUCAUCACCUAUUAUGCGCCUAAUCUUCUCCAGUGGCUGAAGGAAGAGCAGGCGUGAAGGGGGUCCCUGGACUGGCUGCCAAGAGGGAAACACGGGACAUGCCAGCAAGCACGUUUGGGCUGCCCAGGGGGGGAAACUUUUCUUUUACAGCUUUUGGAAGAUCUUGCUUCAAAGUUUCAUGAAGUAGAGAAACUGGGCUGCUCCUAGCAACGUUGUAACCGGAUUCCCAGUCCCCCUUCCUGAUACUCUUUCUUUAAAAACGAAACAUUUGCCUUUUAAAAUA
Molecule: messenger RNA, 778 nt
Organism: Thamnophis sirtalis
Lineage: Eukaryota; Metazoa; Chordata; Lepidosauria; Squamata; Natricidae
Source: RefSeq, a predicted model, not a curated record